GGCGGGUCAUGUUUUCACCGUUGUAGUAGGACGGUGAAAGCGGCGGGAGAGUGGCAUAUUUAUCCUCAAAUUUAAUAUCAGCUAGUUAUAUUGAACAUUAAUUAAGUGACAAGUGUGCGUUUAGACUCUCAGAUAAGGAUUACGUUUGGUAAAACUGAAGGCGUUUGGCAGAUAACACUGCUGACUCUGUUAACGGCUUGUGUCGUUGCACGUUAGUGCUGCUUUUAAAGCAUUCCCCGGGAAUCUGGUUUGAACGUUUGUUUUUAGUCAACGUUAGCUCGUUUUUAGCGCUUCGGCAACAAUGGCGAAGGUACAGGUGCUGAAUGUGGCUGUCCUAGAUAACCCGAGUCCCUUUGGAAACCCUUUUCAGUUUGAAAUAACGUUUGAGUGUAUGGAGGACCUUCCCGAAGACCUGGAAUGGAAGAUCAUCUAUGUUGGCUCAGCGGAGAGUGAAGAGUACGACCAAAUCCUCGACUCUGUCCUAGUCGGCCCGGUACCUGCUGGGAGACAUAUGUUUGUGUUUCAGGCUGAUGCUCCAAACACUGGAUUGAUUCCUGAAAGUGAUGCUGUUGGUGUGACUGUGGUGCUGAUCACCUGCACAUACCGUGGCCAGGAGUUCAUUCGCAUUGGUUACUAUGUGAACAACGAAUACACGGAACCGGAGCUUCGUGAAAAUCCACCGAUUAAGCCAGACUACACACAGCUCCAGAGAAAUAUUCUGGCAUCAAACCCACGUGUUACCAGAUUCCAUAUAAACUGGGAAGGCUGUGCAGAGCGAAUGGAAGACUCUGAAAAUGUGGACCCCACGUCAAACUCCAUGCUCCCGCCAUCCUGUCUCCCGGGCAAAGCCCCACCUUUAGGGAUACUACCGGACAACUCUAUGGACUGCUUAUAGAGAUGACCUCUCCCCCAGAGGUGACUACUCACAGCUUGAGACCUUAUUUUUGAAGAAUGCCUGUGGACAUUCUAGCGUGGAUGUACAGACAUCUUUGCCUUACAGCUGCCCUUAUUUACCUGAAGCUUGUCAAAUACGAGCUCUCAUCUCGGGCUUCAGACGAGUGUUUGUUCCAAGGAAGAUUAUGAACAUCUUACUUGUAUAAUCAUCACUUAUAGACGGGGAGUUCCUUGCCAUGAAGUUAAAAGCAAUAUCGAAGUAGUUUCACUCAUGGAAGGGAAAAGGUAACUAUGACAUGAUACAGCUGAACUGACACAGCACAGGAAGCUGAUGUGUGACUCACCUCUCUUUUAUUUCUUUGGUGCAGAACUAAUUUGUACCCAUUUAAGAGGAUUUCAGCACUGAAGCAAUAGGUUAAUAAAAUGUUACAUGUUGCUGUACAGGAAUUUGAUAAUCUACCAUUAUAUUUGUGUUCAAAUUUCUUUUGCACUUAAACCUUUUUCCCCACUUAGUUUGCAGAGUUUUGAAUGGGCUACAUAACUUCCUCUUGGUAUUUUUUUCGUUUGUUUGUUUGUUUGCAACUUUGUGUUCCAAAUAAAAUAACAUUGUAUUUGUUA
Epinephelus moara (kelp grouper) is the source of this 1512-nucleotide messenger RNA. RefSeq names its product anti-silencing function 1Ba histone chaperone (gene asf1ba). The transcript is spliced from 4 exons. NCBI's taxonomy places the organism in Eukaryota, Metazoa, Chordata, Actinopteri, Perciformes, Serranidae. Gene Ontology annotation, cellular component: nucleus. Bases 302 to 895 code for a protein of 197 amino acids. Gene Ontology annotation, biological process: DNA replication-dependent chromatin assembly. Gene Ontology annotation, molecular function: histone binding. The record is from RefSeq and is a predicted model, not a curated record.